GCCGCCAGCCCCGGGCCCCGCUCCCGUCCCGGGGCCACUCCCUUGCCCAGCGCUGGGGGACGGACACGGGCACGGAAGGGGGCCGGGAGGGGCAGCCCCGUGUCCCGGAGCCCCGAGGGCGCAGUCCCGCGUCCCGGCGGCCGGCGCGGCCCCGCCGCUAGCGACGGUCCCUGCCCGGCCGCGCCGCCGCUCUCUGCAGACGCCCCGCGGGCCCCGCUCCGCCACCGCGCGGCCUCCCUGGGAACAUGGUGGCGCAGGCCCACAGUGCCGGUCCCCGCAGGCAAUGGGGGCGUCUGAGCCCCCCAACUUCUCGUGGGUGGCAGAGGGGCGACUUGCGGGCCUGGCCAUGCCGCGGGAAGCAGGGCACUACCGGUUCCUGCUGAGCCAGGGCGUGCGGCACCUGGUGUCGCUAUCGGAGCGGGCACCCCCGCACCAUGGCUGCUGCCCCGCCAUCCAGCUCCACCGGCUCCGCGUGCCCGACUUCAGCCCCCCGACACCCGGGCAGAUACAGAGCUUCCUGCAGCUGGUGGAGGAGGCCAACGCCCGUGGCGAGGCUGUGGCAGUGCACUGUAUGCUGGGACAUGGCCGGACGGGCACCAUGCUGGCCUGCUACCUGGCGAAGGUGCAGAAGAUGAGUGGCGGCGAUGCCAUCCGGGAGAUCCGGCGGCUGCGGCCUGGCUCCAUUGAGACGCGGGAACAGGAGCAAGCCGUGAUCCAGUUCUGCCAGCGUGUUCGCGCUGGAGAGGACAGCAAGGAGGCGUGAGCAUGACCAUCUCCCCAGGGCAGCGUGUGCUGGACGGGUUCAAUGGAGACAGUUGCUCCAAAAUGGCGAGGGGCCUUUCGCAGCACCAAGGUGCUGCCGUCUGUCCCCUCCCACAUUAAAGGACUCUCCUGUGGCUUCUC
Messenger RNA from Grus americana (Whooping crane), 903 nucleotides. RefSeq names its product dual specificity phosphatase 23 (gene DUSP23). Gene Ontology annotation, biological process: protein dephosphorylation; cilium assembly. Lineage: Eukaryota; Metazoa; Chordata; Aves; Gruiformes; Gruidae. Gene Ontology annotation, molecular function: protein tyrosine/serine/threonine phosphatase activity. The record is from RefSeq and is a predicted model, not a curated record. The transcript has 4 exons. Bases 284 to 763 code for a protein of 159 amino acids.